AUGGGUGUAGCGACGCCGGAACUUUCAUUGCUGUCUAACUUACAGCGUAGCCACAAGGAAGUGGACGUGCGUGUUGAAAACCAUCUCAGAUUUGAGUUUGCCAAACCCAAGGCUCAACGCCGACUUCCUGCGUAUUGUCGGCCUGCGACACAUGGAAUCAUCAAUCACGCCCCCGCGAUCUCUGUGGUUUCUCACACGGGUGAGUCUACGACCACAGCAGCUCAGGGUCAUAACUUGAGUUUAGCUCAUGGCCCUUCGGCUUACUGGGCUACUGCCGAGAAGCGCGAGGCGUACGACGACGCGGAGCGUCAUGAUCUUUCUGAUCAUAAGCGUCCACGACGUCUGGGCAGUCUUGCCGAAAGGGCACCUAAAAUCCCACAAUUGUUUUGGAGAUUGGGUAUCUCUGCCACUUCAGAAGAUAUUGGGUUCGACCCUGUCGACGACGUCGACCCACUAGGCGUUCCACGUGAUAGUGGACGCCAUCAUUCUCAUCGAGAAGAGUCGGCGGCGGACGAUGACGACUUGGUCGAUCGCCGUCCGGUAACUCGUGAUGCUUUUCAAGCUCUGGAGGACAAAGUCCGUCGUCAUCGGCACUCUGCCGAGCAUUUUGCCGAGGUCGCAAACCGCUGGGUGGGAGACCUCGAGAGCUUGAAGCGCUUUUUGCAUUGA
This is a messenger RNA of Plasmopara halstedii, 669 nucleotides long. RefSeq lists its product as uncharacterized. The transcript has a single exon. The record is from RefSeq and is a predicted model, not a curated record. The coding region runs from base 1 to 669 and encodes 222 amino acids. NCBI's taxonomy places the organism in Eukaryota, Oomycota, Peronosporomycetes, Peronosporales, Peronosporaceae.